Nicrophorus vespilloides is the source of this 422-nucleotide messenger RNA. RefSeq lists its product as uncharacterized. The transcript has 2 exons. Bases 119 to 358 code for a protein of 79 amino acids. The record is from RefSeq and is a predicted model, not a curated record. Lineage: Eukaryota; Metazoa; Arthropoda; Insecta; Coleoptera; Silphidae.
AAAUUUUAAAAGAAAAUUUAAAUCGUACGAAUUCUCUAAUAAGUUGCUCCCAACUUUUCUCUUAAGUAACGACUAUUCUUAAGUAGAUCAGGAUCAAUUCCAAUUUGUAUCUAUUACAAUGGCAGACAAAGCAGAAGCUGUGGCCAGGCCUAUGAAGUUUCCCUACACCUUCUCAGCCAAGCUCGUCCAAUUCCCAUGGAAACACUACUUCACCAACCAGUGGAUCUGGAAGUACUAUGCCAUUGCUGUUGUAGUCAGCAUUCCAAUCUUCAAGAAGAUCAGCAACUUGGCUAACUCUCCUGAGAAUGUUGCCCAGUGGGCUGAGAAGCGUAGGAAGGAGGCAGCUGAACACCACUGAGAAAUUCAACCUUAAUGGGAAACUAAAACUAGAGAUGUUUAAAAUAUAAUAAUGAUAUAAUAAA